Molecule: messenger RNA, 607 nt
Organism: Homarus americanus (American lobster)
Lineage: Eukaryota; Metazoa; Arthropoda; Malacostraca; Decapoda; Nephropidae
Product: probable E3 ubiquitin-protein ligase makorin-2
Biological process (GO): protein polyubiquitination
Molecular function (GO): ubiquitin protein ligase activity; metal ion binding
Source: RefSeq, a predicted model, not a curated record
UUCAUCAAGGAUGUGAAAAUGGCAGAAGGUGGGACUCAGAGUGUGUUGUGUCGAUAUUUUAUAAAUGGUGCUUGUCGGGAGGGAGAGCGGUGUCGUUUUUCCCACAGUCGAGAUGCAGCACGCCCUUCAAUGGUGUGUCGAUAUUACCUGAGAGGAACAUGCUUCUAUGGGAGAACGUGCAGAUAUGAUCACAUCCGCCCAGACCACCAUAAUCAAUCAGAUUAUACUGAGCAAGAAGAUCCUACUGGAGGUACCCCUUGCUCUCAGGCCAUGUUGGAUGGCAGAUUUGACCUAAGACAUCGAGAUGGUCAUCAAGAAACAAAAAUGCAGUCUAGUCAACCAAGUGCACUUGGUGUAAGUGUACAUGCCAAGGAAUUCAUAUAUAAUCCUCCAAGUGGCCCACCUGCUACUAGUGGUACCAGAAGUUUGGGCACCACCACCAGUAGUAGCAAUAGCACCAAUAAUAACAGCAGCAGCAGUAUUUUACCAAGAUUGAGCAGUAGACAAAAGAGUUUAGAGAGUUCAUGUGGAGAGAGUCCUGCACCAUCAUCAUGGGUGGAUGCUCCUGAAUUUGUACCUAGAUUUGCCAAAGAUAAUAUUUCUAAGC